AUGGGCCCACUGUUGGCGUUGUGCACGCAGUUAGUAAUGGCGCCCCUGCUGGCGCCGUCCACUCAGCUGCUGGCUCGCGAGUUCUGCAGCAACUGCGCAAUUGAUUCUGCUACGGUGCGACUCUGCAGCGCCUCCGCUCCUCGCUCUUCCCGUCUCAUCGCUCGUCGCUCUGCCUGUCGUGUCGCUCCGUCGCGGCAGAGAGGAGAGAGAGGGGGAAGGGCGUGGCAGCGGACCGCUAGCAACGACCGCCAGCGUCGGUGCCAGCGCCAGCGACAACCGCUGCUGCCAGCAUCAUCUCUAGCGGCGGUCGCCUGCACCAUCGCCAACCACGCUCCCCGUCCGCACCCUGUUCGCGAAUCCUGUCCGCAUCCCACCCGCCCUCCCGUCGACUUCGCAGCUGCUGUGAAGGGAGUGGCGGAAGUGGCGGGAGUGGCGAGAGAAGCUGCGCCAUUCACCUGCUCGCGCCAGACCGCUCGCACCCUGCCGCCCACACGCACUUCACCGCCCGUUUCCGGCCCGCUCGCUCGAAGGUCCCACUGCCCCCACGGCAUCGAGAAUGAAGGGGACGGCGUACGAAGGCGCGGCGGUCACUGUGGGUGGGAGAGGGAGGGGAAGGGAUUGGCGGUGGAAUGCUGUGGGGGAGACAGGAAAAGGGGGAAGGGAGUGGCGGCGGAACACCAGCAACACCCGCCAGCACCAGGCACCAGCGCCAGCCGCCAGCACCAGGCACCAGCGCCAGCCGAGAGACCCCGCCAGCAGCUACUCCGCCAGCAGAGACCCCGCCAGCAGCUACUCCGCCAGCAGAGACCCCGCCAGCAGCUACUCCGCCAGCAGAGAGACCCCGCCAGCAGCUACGCCACUAGCAGAGACACCCCGCCAGCAGCUACUCCGCCAGCAGAGACCCCGCCAGCACCUACUCCGCCAGCAGAGACCCCGCCAACAGCUACUCCACCAGCAGAGACCCCGCCAGCAGCUACUCCGCCAGCAGAGGCCCCGCCAGCAGCUACACCGCCAGCAGAGAGACCCCGCCAGCAGAGAGACCCUGCCAGCAGCUACACCGCCAGCAGAGAGACCCCGCCAGCAGCCCCACCUGUGACCAACAACCCCACCUGUGACCAGCAGGCCCACCUAUGA
Molecule: messenger RNA, 1134 nt
Organism: Closterium sp. NIES-65
Lineage: Eukaryota; Viridiplantae; Streptophyta; Zygnematophyceae; Desmidiales; Closteriaceae
Source: the annotation of a GenBank genome assembly